Chara braunii is the source of this 2155-nucleotide messenger RNA. Lineage: Eukaryota; Viridiplantae; Streptophyta; Charophyceae; Charales; Characeae. The record is from the annotation of a GenBank genome assembly.
GUGCGCGCCCAUUUCCGCUUCGAUCACGACAAACUCUGCUGAGACUCACCACUCACUGGUUCACUGCAAACUUGAGCACCAGAAUAGUCUGACCGCGGGGAUUGGCCCCUCGGGGUAGGGUAACGAUGGGGUCGGAGGGCCCGAGGACCAUCUUUCAUGUCACUGGUUUCAAGAGGUUCCAGGGUGUUCACGAGAACCCGACGGAAGUGCUGGUUAGCGAACUAGAGGAGCAUAUGGCACGGAAUGGGGGUAUGCCAGCGGGCUCCGUCCUCGGGAGUUGUACGGUGCUUGAGACUGCGGCAAGCGGCGGGCUGAAAGCCCUUCUGGAGCUCUUGGACAAUGCACAAGAGGAGGAAGUUCGACCUUGCAAGUUGGACGCAAAUGUUGACGGAGAGGACACCUCUCUCUCCGCGGCGCCUCUGGCAAACAAGGCGCCGCCUCGGGCGAACGAGGUGCCACCUCGCAUAGUUUGGGUGCACUUUGGCGUCAACAGCGGGGCGUCCAAGUUCGCACUGGAGCGCCGGGCUGUGAAUGAGGCAAGCUUUCGGUGCCCAGAUGAGAUGGGCUGGCAGCCGCACAAGCAGCCGAUUGUCCCCGAGGAUGGGGGCAUGAACCACUGCCGGGAGACGAAGCUGAAUGCCGACCUCUUUGUCCGUUCGCUUCGAGUGCGCGGCUUUGAUGUCGCGCUUUCUGAUGACGCGGGACGAUUCGUCUGCAACUACGUGUAUUAUCAGUCGCUGCGGCACGCGGAAGCGAAUGGCAACAUGUCUGUGUUUAUUCACGUGCCCACUUUCGCUGUCGUGUCUAAGGAGCAGCAGUUCUGGUUUGUGGAGAAUGUGCUGGAGUUGUUGGCCAAUUGCGCAUGGUCUGACCAAGGUUCUCUCCGCGAGCAUACUUACUCACAAUAGGACUCUGUUUGGACUGGUUUCUGGACGUAAUUCGCAGUCACAUGCAUCCACAACCGGCUUCAUUUGCGUUCAGAUGCAUCCGGCCAGGAAAGAAGUCCUCGUCUUCUCAAUCGGAUUGGAAGGAAUGUGUGAGACCGACGCAUCAUCAGCCGUCGGAUCGUUUGUGUCUUUAGCGCAGUCGUCUCAAGAUUCUAUUGUGUGCAUAAAUGUAAAAUUGUAAAUAGAAUUAAGGAACUUGGAGCAGACCCACUUGGACCAGACACCAGACUUGAGGACCAUUCAUUGAAAUAUUAGUGUUAGUAUGAUGGGGUAAGGUCCAUGAGUGAUGGGAGGUGUGGGGAGUGGGAGGGUGCACUUAUUGUGUGUGAUAGUCUGUCUGACAGAGGGGGUUACUACGUGCUGCCUUUUGUGACCGUCGGUGGCUGGCAUCCGAGACAGAUGCAAGGAACCUGAGACCAUACAUUAAUGAUGAUGAGGAUACCAAACCACCGUGAGGGCUGACUCACACUAGGACUUUUUUCUAGUAAGCUCUGGACGGGAUUAUGGCCAGGUGCAGCCAGGUCGGGCCGUAAUUGCAGUCAGAUUCAUUUAGAAAAGUACUAGUGUGAAUAUAGUUAGGUUCUUCUUACUGUCCGAUUAGUGUAAAUAGAGAAACCACUGUGAAGGCCAACUCACACUAGGACCGACUUUUUCUACCAAGCUCUGGACACGAUUAUGGUCAGGUGCAUCCAGGUCGGGCCGUAAUUGCACUCAGAUUCAUUUAGAAAAGUACUAGUGUGAGUACGCCCUGAGUUAGAUUCUUUUACUGUUCGCUUAGAGCAUACUCGCACAUGGACUUUUAGAACGAAUCUGGCCUUGAUUGCAACUCUCUACACACAAUCGAUAACAGGCCAGCGCAAGUAAACCCUUAGCUCCCCCCCCUUUUCCCCCCUUGGGAGGGAGGGAUUCUCUCUCUCUGACAGAUCAUUUGGGCAGUCAUCAGGCUCUGUGGUCGGUUGCCGUCAAUAUCCGUACUGGGGACCUGCUUGAUGGACUGCUAUCAGUCCCUUUUUUCUUUUUUUUUUGGUUAUCAGACCCUAUAUUUGGGACUGCUUUUAGGUUUAUAUAAAUUUUCACUCUUUUUCACCACUUGGUACAAAUUGGGAGUGUAAAUAGAAUCCUGUAUGCCCAUCCUCCCCUAUAUAAUACGAGGAUAAGAUUGUUAUGGCCAUCCACACUCCACGGAUGAGUAAAUGGUCCCAUACAUG